UACAGCAUGGAAGCGGGCCCUACCAGCCAUGCCCUGGCCCUGGCUGCCCUGACCUCAGCGCGCAGCGCCCUGCACGCCCUGCAUAGUGCACUGCAAACGUUGCGGCAGAGGGCGUUGAAGCGGGACUUCGUGGGAAGUUUGAAGCAGCUCUCGCGCACGGAGUGGCUGUCCUUGACCCUGCUGCUGGUGCUCCUGUGGCGGAGCCGCCGCGACCUUCGCUCUGAGGCCUCAGCAUUCUUGGGCAUCUUCGAGGGUGCAGCCAGGCUGCUGACUGGCAGAGCUGUGCGGAAGAAUUUCUUGAAGGACCAGUCCAAGAAGUUGCAGAGCAGUUGUAAAUUCUCGGACUUCUACGAGGUCUUCCCGAAGUGGUUGUCCGAAGGGCUGAGUGCUCACAGCUUCCAAGACAUGAAACCCAUUCAACGCAAAGUCCUGCCCUUGGCCCUCGGGGGUCAUGACGUAGUGGCGACUGCGCCCACGGGCUCCGGGAAGACUCUGGCCUUCCUGGUCCCGGCCAUGGUGCAUGCGUCAAGUCAAUCGGCUCCUUCCGUGGCCGAAGGGCCCAUCGUGCUGGUUCUGGCGCCCACGCGGGAGUUGGUGAUCCAAAUCCGUAGCGUCGCAGAGAAACUCACGAGCCGCGCCCGGGGGGCCCUCACUGUGGCAGCGGUCUACGGAGGUACCCGAAAGAUGGAUCAACUGGCUGCCCUGCGCCAGAAUCGAUCGCUACAUUUGCUGGUGGCAACGGUGGGGAGGUUGAUGGACUUCAUGCGUGAGCACAGGGCCUUCCGUCUGAGGAGGUGUUCCUUCCUGGUGCUGGACGAAGGGGACAAGAUGUUGGAUGAUGGCUUCGAAGAGGAGGUGGUUCUCAUCGGAGGGGAGGCGCGGCGCGACAAACAGGUGCUCUUCUUCUCCGCCACGUGGCCUCCCUCCGUGGAACGCGCCGCGCUCCGCCUCUGCAGUCGACCCGCAGCGGUGCUGCAGCGAGUGCGGCUGGAGCCCCAAGAGGUGGAAUCCAAGGAGGGCAGGUCCUUGCCACCAGACGUCAUUGAACAAGUGGUGGAGGUGGUGAAACGGGAUGAUCAUGAACACAAAUUGCCAAUUCUUCUUGACUACCUGGAGGAAGCGAAGCUAUCGACGCCGAUGCACCAGGGCGGUGGCAAGGUCCUGAUCUUCGUCCGCACGCGCAAUGCGGCCGACGAACUGGCCACGCUGGUGACGCAGCGCUACGGGGGCAGGAGCGAUGCCAUCCACGGGCAGCGGAAACAGGAGCAGCGGGAGACGUCCUUGAGGCAUUUUUGCAGCGGCAACACACGCGCCCUGAUCACCACCGAUGUCUUGGGCCGUGGGGUGGACAUCCCAGACGUGAGUUUGGUGUUCAUCUACGACUUCCCGGAUGAUAUUGAAACCUACAUCCAUCGUGUGGGACGCACGGGGCGAAACGGAAGGCCUGGAAGAGCGGUCUCCCUCUUCGUUCCGCAGUACUGGAACAGUUACAUGGCCAAAGAGCUUCAGGAUGUGCUGGAAAGGUGUCAACAAGGCGUUCCGGUGGCAUUGCAAGAAGCAGCGACAUCUUCAACCUGGAACAAUGGCUGGAGUGGCUGGACGCAACCUGACGAGCUGUGAUGCGGGGCGGCGGCAACCAUGCGGCAACGGCGAUGUUUGAGAUGGCUGUGGAUUAUCUAUCGCAACCCGAAGAAAAUUACCCUCUGGUAAUUUAACGUAGC
Molecule: messenger RNA, 1721 nt
Organism: Cladocopium goreaui
Lineage: Eukaryota; Dinophyceae; Suessiales; Symbiodiniaceae
Source: the annotation of a GenBank genome assembly